Suillus paluster is the source of this 1395-nucleotide messenger RNA. RefSeq lists its product as uncharacterized. NCBI's taxonomy places the organism in Eukaryota, Fungi, Basidiomycota, Agaricomycetes, Boletales, Suillaceae. The transcript has 9 exons. Bases 1 to 1395 code for a protein of 464 amino acids. The record is from RefSeq and is a predicted model, not a curated record.
AUGUCCCCCUUUGCAACAGAACCAGAACUCAACCCUGAUGGACCUUGUCCAAGUCCUUCGACUCCAACCUCCCCUGCAUAUAAAUACACAUGUCCGUACUCCAAGCACAAGGAGGGCAGGAAUUUAGUAGUCUGUAUUGAUGGGUCAUCGAAUCGUUUUGGACUGAGGAACACCAAUGUCGUCGAACUAUACAGCCAACUCGUGAAAUCUGAAUCCCAACUCACUUAUUACAACAGCGGUAUAGGCACGCAGGCACGGCCGACAUGGCGUUCUCUUACAUAUGUCCAUUAUUGGCUAAGCAGCAAGGUGGACUUGCUUAUUGCUUGGAAUCUCGAAAAAGUGAUACUGGCGGCGUAUAGAUGGAUAUCAGAAAAUUACCAGGACGGGGAUAGGAUCUACCUUUUCGGCUUCUCUAGGGGCGCUUACCAAGCUCGAGCAAUUGCUGGAAUGAUUCACCGCGUCGGCUUGAUUCUCCCCGGCAACAACGAGCAAAUACCAUUCGCUUUCGAGCUAUACUCUAAAAUAGAGGAAAAGGUGCCAAAGGCGGGAGCAUCUCAGGGAAAACAUGUUAUGGCAAACGAGCUUGCAAAGACGUUCAAGAGCACAUUCUGCAGGUCGCACGUCCACAUCCAUUUCAUCGGCGUAUGGGACACCGUUUCUUCGGUCGGCGUUGUGAGGGGAAAGACGCUGCCUUCGACCACUAACCGUGACCAUCAUAUGUGCUAUUUCAGACACGGUCUUGCUUUGGAUGAGCGGCGAGUCAAAUUCCUCCCAGAGUACAUUCAUGGUGCAAAUACGGAAGGUUCCCAUUCUGAUCGCAUCAAGGAGGUCUGGUUUGCGGGUAGUCACUCGGACGUGUACCUUCAGUCAGGUGACAUUCCACUGCUGUGGAUGCGAAAGGAGGCUGUCGAGGCGGGCCUGAGGGUGAAGCCCACGGAAGUCGUCUGGAAAAUGGACGAUUUGCAGAAGAGGACGUUCGAAUCACUCCGGAGAACGUGGUGGUUGCUCGAAUUUGCUCCUGUCAAGCGGGUUAUAUAUGGCACUCAAGACCGUUACACAUUCAAGCUCCAUCGUGGCGCGCCUCGGGAGAUCCUUCCGGGACAGAAGAUUCACGCUUCUGUCCUUUUCAAGGGGAACUACCGAGCUAAGGCCAAAUUCUGGAAGGAUUUCGACGUCUGGCCAGAAUUGAUGUACUGGAAUGAUCCAGUCAGCCACGAACGACUUUCGAAACUCGGUCCACUGUGGGAGAAGGAUAUAUUUGAUGCAUCAACCGUUGACUCACAUUUGAAAUAUAUUCAAUUACAUGGAGUGGAGUGUUCCGACGCGGUUGACAGAUUAGCGUUCAUGGCUUCAUUUAGUGAGCAUUUCCCCUUAAUACCGCUUACGUCCCUCUGA